CGCGGUGCCGGCGUCCGUGCACAGACUGGCCGCCCUCGAUCGCGCCACAACCUCGCUUUGGAACCCUCGAGGCCGCCUCGACCUGCCUCGGAACAAUGGGGCUCGGCGCGCGGGGUGCCUGGGCCAUGGUGGCCCUGGGGAUACUGCUGGUGAUGACGCUGAUCAAGUUAGCUGUGGACACUGGAGACUCGGCGGGCUCUCCAGUCACAAAGGAUAACAUACUUCCAGGAAAUUACAAGACUAACCUAACAGGUAAUAUUCCACUUGUGCCUGCCAGCAAUGGCACAACAGCACCAUCAACUGUGCUGAGAUCAAAGAAUCCAACAGGCACAACCGUGAACUUAUCCACAACUCCAGUUUCUUCAGUGUCAAAGUAUGGGACAGGCACUACCAAGAAAUCCACUACACCUGCAACUUCAUCCACAGCUCCAGUUUCCUCACCCUCAAGGAGUGGAACCACCACCACCACCACCAUGAAACCUGUAACACCUUCUAACACAACUUUGACCACCACGAAAUCGACAACUAAGAAAACAAGUGCUUCACCAACCACAACUCAAAAAACUUCAACAUCGUCAGUGACCACAGCCCAUAAUAGUUCGGUGACAUCAGCUUCUUCAUCAGUAACAGUCACAGCAACUGUUAAUUCCAAAGACAGUAAAUCAUCAAAAUUUGACACUGGCAGCUUUUUCGGCGGUAUUGUAUUAACACUGGGAGUAGUAUCUAUUCUUUAUCUUGGAUGCAGAGUGUAUUACUCGAGAAGAGGCAUUCAGUAUAGAACCAUCGAUGAACAUGAUGCCAUCAUCUAAGGGAAUCCCAGACCAGUGGAAAGCAGCUGACGCAGCCCUCUCACUUUCGGUUUAUUAAUAAAACAUUGUUCUAGUCUUGAAAAUAAUAGGCCAUUCCUAUGAUAUACAAUAUAUUGUGUACAUCAUAAGGAUCUAUACAUAUUAAAGUAAAAUGGGUUGGUUUUUAAUGGCCAUCUGUGGCAUUCACCUAGCAAAUAUAGAAUAAAAUGAGCCCUUUGAUGUGACAUGAUUGGUUGCAGGCCUGUGUGACGACACUGAAGGCAUGAUGCCGUCUAGGCACACAGAAAAGGGGCUGUCACAGCACUCAUGAAUUUGUGAAUAUUUGCUGAUCACACAAAGAAUUCAGUGCUUGGCACAAAUCCUAAUUCCUAAUGCCCCACAGAAGUUAAAGUUGUACAAGUGAGCCAGCCAGGAGCUCAGCAGAAUUUCCAGUGUCUCUUUAGAAAGCAUCAAUAUUCUUUAUACUUUUUAAAGAUAAAACACAACCACCAUCAAAAUCAUAAAGUCCCUAACAGUACUCACCUGGGCUUAGUCUCGUUGGUGAACCUGUGUCUUUAUGAACUUCUUUUUGAGAUACCAAUGGCAGUUUCUUUUCUUUCAGUAAAUUACACUGUUUAAUAAUGUUUUUAAAUUAGUAUUACAGAUUAGUGAUUUAGAUUAUCUGCUACUGUGACAUUGUUACUACUGGAAAUGUUUUAUGUUCAGCUAUUAACUUUAGUAAGUUGAGAUGUACAGUUGCUUAAAUGUCUAGAAGUGUUAAUGUAAAUACAUCGAACCAAAAAGUCUUACAAGAUUUUCAAAAUAACAUUUAGGAUGAAAACAUACUGGAGAAAAAGCACAGUAUUCUAGAGACAAGACACCACUGUUAGCAGAGUUUGUUUGAAGUGUUUCCAAUUUAUACUGCAGCACUCAGAACUCAGGGUUAAGUUUGGACAGAAGAGUUAUUUAGUCAUUACUAAAUUCUAACUUGUGUGUUCAGAUUUUGUUUUGCAGAGAAAGCCUUAUAGCAAGGAUUGGGGUAAGAACCUUUUGUAUUAUAGCCAACUGAAGUGAUACGUAGACUCGGGCACUGUACUCAGGUUAGUUUGAAGAGAGAUGUGGACAACAAAUUGUAUGUUAAGAAUCUACUACUUCCAUUUCUUUGCAAAAUAAUUUGAUGUCCUAUAGCAAUGUGUUUCAAAUGCAGUUGGUUUUGUCUUCUGCAUUCUUGGCAUUUCAGUGCUCCAAGUCAGUCAGAACUUUACAGAGGUCUGCAAUUUUCUUGACUGUUUUAAGCAUGUUGUAGAUAAAGUUUUGUUAGUACCAAGUGUCAUUAUUUGUCCUUAAAGUUUUCUACCCUUUCAAUAUAAAAUACUAAUACUCAUGUGCAGUGGCAGUUUUGGUUAUUCCCAAAAAUUGAGGGAAAACAAUGAUGCAAACCACCUUAUAGCAAGUUACUGGAGUUACUUAAGCACAUGUUCAAUAAAAAUUAGCAGUAGGUUAUAGUGAUAAUUUUGUAUUUUCAGAAAAAAAUAUUUUGAAACAAAUUCCUGUUUGUUUUUGUUUUUUUGUUUUUUU
Molecule: messenger RNA, 2366 nt
Organism: Condylura cristata (star-nosed mole)
Lineage: Eukaryota; Metazoa; Chordata; Mammalia; Eulipotyphla; Talpidae
Gene: TMEM123
Product: transmembrane protein 123
Exons: 5
Coding region: 96-809 (237 amino acids)
Cellular component (GO): cytoplasmic vesicle
Source: RefSeq, a predicted model, not a curated record